Messenger RNA from Penicillium diatomitis, 1002 nucleotides. Its product is annotated as RTA1 domain-containing protein. Gene Ontology annotation, cellular component: fungal-type vacuole; plasma membrane. Lineage: Eukaryota; Fungi; Ascomycota; Eurotiomycetes; Eurotiales; Aspergillaceae. The transcript is spliced from 3 exons. The record is from RefSeq and is a predicted model, not a curated record. Bases 1 to 1002 code for a protein of 333 amino acids.
AUGCCCAACUCAACAAACCCUUCGGAUUAUUGUACCUUGGGUACAUGUCCCCUCUCCGAAGCACACGUCAAUUAUGUUCCCUCUUUGCCGGGAAAUGCAUUCUUUCUCGCCCUUUUCGCGGUCUUGUUGGCUGCUCAAGUGGUACUCGUCAUUCGAUAUCGAACUUGGGGUUACUUUGCAGGCCUCUUCGGCGGACUCGUUCUGGAAGUGAUUGGAUACGCCGGACGAUUACAGAUGCACAACAAUCCUUUUCGCUUUAAUCCUUUCCUCGAGUACCUUGUCUGCUUGACUAUUGCCCCAGCCUUCCUCAGUGGCUCGAUUUACAUCUGCCUGGGUCGCAUAGUUACCAUCUACGGCGAGAACAUCUCCCGACUGCAGCCCAAGACCUAUACAAUCGUCUUUGUGACUUGUGAUCUCGUGUCUCUCAUCCUCCAGGCUGCAGGCGGAGCUAUCACUUCCAUGGCGAAGUCGAAUCAGAAUGGCCUGGCGCAGAACGGUAUCAAUAUCAUGAUAGCUGGUCUGUCUUUUCAAGUUGCUUCUCUAGCCCUUUUCAUGGGGCUCUGUCUUGACUUUGCAUGGAAAGUGAGGAAACACCACCACGAUCUCAAUCCCAAUAUUCGCAUGCGAGAAGUUCGUGAAAGCGUCCUCUGGAAAGCGUUCUUGGUUGGACGUCUUUGGACUCGACUCAGACUAAUGGAAGAUCGACCACCAGGUCUUGCCCUCACUACAUUGACGAUUUUCGUGCGAUCUACCUUUCGGGUUGCCGAGCUUCAAGGGGGAUUCCACAGUGCGCUUGCCAAUAAUCAGGUGAUGUUUAUGAUUCUCGAAGGUGCGAUGAUUGCUAUCGCUACCAUCUGCAUGACCGUCCUCCAUCCCGGCCUAUGCUUCAACGGGCUCUGGGAUGCAACCAAGUGGACUUUUCGCCGAUCCCGCAAGGGCGAGCAGGAUACAGUUGAAAUGGGCGACAACCGAAAGGCUAGCCCUAGCCCAACUCUUGCCUAA